Aspergillus glaucus CBS 516.65 is the source of this 1338-nucleotide messenger RNA. RefSeq lists its product as uncharacterized. The transcript has 3 exons. Gene Ontology annotation, molecular function: NADP binding; N,N-dimethylaniline monooxygenase activity; flavin adenine dinucleotide binding. Bases 101 to 1048 code for a protein of 315 amino acids. NCBI's taxonomy places the organism in Eukaryota, Fungi, Ascomycota, Eurotiomycetes, Eurotiales, Aspergillaceae. The record is from RefSeq and is a predicted model, not a curated record.
ACUUAGAGAGUACAUAGAAUGACGCCGAUAAAUUGAAAUUCCCAAGUCAAAAAGUAAGAAUCUUCUCGUAUUGGACGGAAAAUAGGAAGGAACAAUACUAAUGCACCCGGUAAUCAUGUUCGGCGCCAUUCUUUGUUCUCCCUGGCCCAAGAUGCAUCUAGUCUCGAAUUCUUUUAUGCAGACUGCUGCCAGCUCAAGAACAUCCGCAGCAGGUUUGGAUCAGUCCCAAAACAUCAUGUCAAAAGUCAUUGUUGUUGGAGCAGGGCUCUAUGGUCUCAUUGUGGCCAAAACAUACCUUCAGGUUUCCGGGGCCUACGACGAUGAGAUCUCAGACAAUCCCGAGAAGCCGUGUCUCGAUGACCUCCCGUAUCCUUUCGCUACGUCCAAAGACGAGGUUCUCGAGGGAACAAAAACUCAUCUCCUGAUUAUCGACGGCGCGUGCGGACUCGGAGGCACAUGGAAUCAUGAUAGACUGUAUCCUAACUUGCUCAGUCAAAAUUCUUACGGCAUGUACGAGUACAGCGAUCUUCCGAUGACGUCCGCCGUUGGGCAUGACGAGGAUGGCCCAAACGGUCAAUUCAUCGCAGGCUGGAAAAUCAAUCGAUAUCUCCACGCGUGGAGCGAGAAAUGGGAUUUGACAAAGCAUAUGCGCUUCAAUUGGCGGGUUGCUAGUAUCAGCCGGCUCGCCAACAAGGAAUGGAAACUGGAAAUCGACAUCGUGUCCCCGUCGCCAGGCCGACGUGUCACUGUGCUCUGCGACAAACUUGUUCUUGCUGCCGGGUUGACGCCAGAGCCGAAUAUGCCUGACAUUGCCGGAUUGGACUGGACGGCUAACUCAACGCCACACAAUGUCCACGCAAAAGACGUAGGCAAAUACUGUCGAGACCAUCUAGGCUAUCAUCCUGUUCCCGACAGGCUUUCGGAGAAGAAGGGAGAAAUCAUUGAAGUUGAAACACGAAAUAAACAGCAGCCUCUGCGUUCCGUGGCGAUAUACGGGGCAAAUAAGUUUUCGUUUGAUUUCGUCCAUUUGUUUGCGUCGCUGCAUUAAGGGCUACCUGGUCAGCAUAUGACUGUUGUUCCCGCAGACCCGGUUCAGGUUCAUUGGGUCAUUCGUGACAAGGGCCCUGGAACGUCGUGGAUGGCACCGCCUGGCUCCUUUCUUCCCAACAAACAGCCAGUUCCCAGUGACCAAGCAGCGAGCACUCGAUCCAUGAGUCUGCUGAAUCCAUGUCUCAAUGAACUGCCUAAAACGGUGUCAUUGGUUCCAUGCUCCAACCAAUGGGGCUGGACUAUCCGUAUAGAAGGAUCAUGGUCGCGGAGGUUAAUACAGGGUAGUCC